Serpula lacrymans var. lacrymans S7.9 is the source of this 537-nucleotide messenger RNA. RefSeq lists its product as uncharacterized. The record is from RefSeq and is a predicted model, not a curated record. Lineage: Eukaryota; Fungi; Basidiomycota; Agaricomycetes; Boletales; Serpulaceae. The transcript has 5 exons. The coding region runs from base 1 to 537 and encodes 178 amino acids.
AUGCCUAAACAACCAAGAAACACCAUUGAGUCCAGUUCUACAGACUCAGACUCCACCAGUGACAGUGGUUCAGAAUCAGAAUCAGCACAGAUCAAGACUUUACCUGCAAGUAGCAAGACCAACACCCCAUCAAGAGCUCGAAGAAAACAGCUAGAGACACAAAAAGAUAUGUUCAGCAAUGUCAACGAAGUCAUGAAUAUAUGCUUCCUACUUGAGGAGGAAGCUGUCCGAGCUGAAGAAAAUGAAGAUAAUCUAGAGGAUGAGAGAUUAGUGAGGGCACGAAAUAAAGUUCUGAAAAAGGUAGAUGACAACACACGCAAACAUUGUCAGUGUGUGUAUGACUACAUAAUGGAUCACGCACCUUACCUUGCCAACUUAAUUGGAAAGAAGAAGAAAAGACACGAGCUUCAGGUUCUCAUCAGCGAUCCCCAAAUCUGGACAAGAAGGCCAUUGAGCCACCUCUUUCCGACGAGAAAGGGAGUCAAGCGAGAAUGGGUUUCAACCACCCAGAGCUGGCUUGGCUCCUCUGUCCUGUAA